Messenger RNA from Aphis gossypii (cotton aphid), 2062 nucleotides. RefSeq names its product probable arginine--tRNA ligase, mitochondrial (gene ArgRS-m). Gene Ontology annotation, cellular component: mitochondrion. Lineage: Eukaryota; Metazoa; Arthropoda; Insecta; Hemiptera; Aphididae. The record is from RefSeq and is a predicted model, not a curated record. Gene Ontology annotation, molecular function: arginine-tRNA ligase activity; ATP binding. The transcript is spliced from 6 exons. Bases 273 to 1991 code for a protein of 572 amino acids. Gene Ontology annotation, biological process: mitochondrial translation; arginyl-tRNA aminoacylation.
GCUUAUUCGAAUUAUUCGAUAUUCGCUUCGAGUGCUUCGACAAUUUAUUUUAACAAUAAUCCAUUAUCGCUUUACUGCUUAAGUUUUAAAUUUAAAUACCUAAUACUCGUUGCUGAAGUCCAUAUUAUGCACUUUUGAGUUUCGUACGAAACUGCAAACAUUUUUGUAUUAUAAUUAUUGACGAUUAAUGAACUCGUAUACCUAAGUCGCGUAACGUGUCUGUAAUAAACGAGUAUUUACUAUACGACGCUAAACUAGAAAAGUUUAUAACGAUGGUUCGAACUGCUAUUUUGUCCAGAUCUAGUUAUCGACUAUGUAAACAAUACGUGGCGGAAAAGGUUGCCUGUGCAAUUAAUAAAAAUUCAACAGAUGUAGUAAAUGAUUUUAUAGCUAAUCUGAAAAUAGGUAAAGGAAAUUCUAUGAAUGAUAUUGGUUUACGUAUGCCUCUUAAUAUUCUUCAAAAACAUUUUGGAACAAAUUCAUUUAAAGAUUUUAAAAUACCGAGUCAUGAAAUAACAACUACUCAAUUAAAUCCUCAACAUGUAAUAAUACAUUUGGAUAAAUAUGAUUUUAUAAAUGAUAUACUUAAAAACAACAUUGGUAAAACUCAUCAACAUUAUAUACAGAAUUCUAAACCGUUCAUCGUUGAAUUUAGUUCUCCAAACAUUGCUAAACCAUUUCAUGUUGGUCAUUUACGUUCAACUAUUAUUGGAAACUUCAUUUCUAACUUAACAAAUUUUAUCAAUGGUCAUGUUGUACGUAUAAACUAUUUGGGUGAUUGGGGACCUCAAUUUGGUUAUACUUUACUAGGAUUAGAACACAUGAAAUCAGAUAUGUCUAAUAACAACAUGACAAUUGAAUCUUUGUACAAUGCAUAUAUACUAGCCAAUAAAAUGGCAAACAGCGACUCAAGCAUUCAUAACAAAGCUAAAUCUAUAUUCAAUGAUUUGGAAUGUGGUAAUUCUACCACAGAUAUCAAAAACCUAUGGAAUGAAUUUAAAUCAAUUACUAUUAAUGAAUUAGAAGUUAUUUAUAAGAGACUGGGAAUAGUAUUUGAUGAGUACGAUUGGGAAUCAAAAUAUUCAAAGGAGAAUAUUCAAGAUGUUCUAAAAAGACUUAAUGAAAUUGGCUUAUUAAAGUUUAAAGAUGAUGGAUCUACUGUUUUGAAUUUUAAUAACCAAGAAAUCACAAUUUUAAAAAAUGAUAGUUCUACAUUAUACCUUACACGAGAUAUUGCUGCUGCACUUAGACGUCACAAAUUGUAUGAUUCUGAAGAUUUAUUUUAUGUUGUUGAUAAUACUCAGAGCAAACAUUUUUACUUGCUGAAAUCCGUGAUUUCACAAAUUAAUUCAAAUAUUAAUAUACAUCACAUUCCAUUUGGAAGGAUACAUGGUAUGAGUUCAAGAAAAGGCCAGGGAAUAUUAUUAGAACAGCUUUUGAAUCAAGCAAAAUCGACUAUGGACUUAAAAAGAAAAUUUUCUAAAACUACCAAAAUAAAUUCAAUGGAUGAUAAUGACAUAGCAGAUGUAUUAGGAGUAUCUGCUAUAAUAAUAAAUGAUCUAAAACAAAAACGAAAAAAAGAUUACAACUUUUCUUGGGAAUCAGCAUUACAGGUAAAUGGAGAUACUGGUAUAAAACUUCAAUAUACCCAUUGCCGUUUAAUAAGUCUAGAAGAAGUUAAUUCCAAUAUAACUAUACCUGAUGAAGUUGUUGCAGAAUGUUUUACAGAAACUGUUGCAUUGGAUUUAAUUUUAGAAAUAUGUCGAUUUGAAGAUAUAUUAACUGAAACUAACCAGGAAUUAGAAGCAUGUAUUUUAGUUAACUAUUUAUUUCGAUUAUCCAAUUGUAUCAACAAAGCCUUAAAAGUUUUAAAUGUUAAAAAUUCUAGCAGUAUUAUUGCUCAGCAAAGGAUUUUGUUGUUUCGCAGAGCUAGAGAAACUCUUAGUACUGGAAUGAAAAUUUUAGGAUUAGUACCAUUAAAAUGUAUGUGAUUUAAAACUUCAUUAAUGUAAUUUUUUUUCUCCUGUACAAAUAUGAAAAAUAAAAAUAAAUAGUUUUUUAA